This is a messenger RNA of Olea europaea var. sylvestris, 434 nucleotides long. RefSeq names its product wound-induced basic protein-like. Lineage: Eukaryota; Viridiplantae; Streptophyta; Magnoliopsida; Lamiales; Oleaceae. Bases 91 to 234 code for a protein of 47 amino acids. The record is from RefSeq and is a predicted model, not a curated record. The transcript has 2 exons.
GAAUUUCCAUCGAAAAUCAAGCAAACUUGCUAGGGUUCGAAAAAUUUAGGGUUGUAAUCGAAACUUGAUCCGUGAAAUCGAUAUAGACAAAUGAUUUACGACGUUAAUUCUCCACUUUUCCGAUCCUUCCUCAGCCAGAAAGGCGGUUCUUCUGACAAGAGGAAAACGGAAGAGCAGAAGCCGAGGGAACAGAAGCCAAAGGCCAAUGAAAACAAGCCGGUUAUGACAGAGUAAUAAGGGCAGUGUCAUGGUAAGCUCGAACAUGGAUAGGGUACCUCAAAGGAUAUUGAAAAUGUUAUUAAGCAUUCUAUCCUAGAACUUGUUAUGUGAUUUGUGGUUUAAUUCCGGAUGUUAUAUCAAUGGCAAUGGCUUUUGGUUUGUAGAAGAAAUCAUGCUAUAGGUUUUUGGAAAUUUGAUCUUAGUCCUUUUUGGGA